CAGAGCUAUAGCUGCUGGCCUACACCACAGGCAUAGCAACUCAGGACCGAUGUGCAUCUGCGACCCACACCAUAGGUCACAGCAAUGCUAGAUCCUUAACCCACUGAGCAAGGCCAGGGAUCGAACCCUCAUCCUCAUGGAUGCUAGUCAGGUUCAUUAACGGCUGAGCUAUGAUGGGAACUCCAGAUCCCACCUAGGUCUUGAUUGGGACCUUGUUUCCUGUUUUUCCAGCUCUUGUCCGCAGGGUGGGGAGAGGUAUGCUGGUGGGGAGGUGACAACCACACAUCAAUCAUUGAGCUGUAGGUCGCCUUUGCUUUCUGCCUUUUUCCAGAAAAACCGUGGGGAGACAUGAGAGGGAAAAGUUGCAGCCGGGGAUGGGGUUGGAAAGGCAAGAAGAGAGUCUCAGGUGGGGAAGGGUAGGGGGAAGCUGGAGCAGGGAUCUGGGCUGGAGGAAGCAGAGCGGGCCUGGACUGGGGACGAGGGAGGAUGGAUAAACAUGGCAGUGGGAAGAACGUGGCCCCUGGGGCAGGAGGAGGCCAUCCAUUCACCCUGGUGACCUCGUUAAACUCCCUGCCUUAGACUCAGGACAAGCAGAUGGGCAGGAUUCAUUUGUGUCCUGGGGCCGCUGUGGGACGGAGCUUGUCACAAGGCCUUUAGACUUCAUGAAGCUUCCACUGGAGGCUCAGCACCGUUGGGAUCUGUAGGGAGCAUCUGAAAGGACCCAUGUGAAGGGGUGCUGAGAGUUACUGUCUGUGGGGAGCGGGCACAUCUUCGGGCCCUGAGCUGCCUGAGGACAGAGCAGAGGAAGUGGGCUCAGUCGGCACCACACACCGCAGGAGGGGUGGGACUCGUGUGCCAACUGGCCUGUGGCUGCCAGCAUCUGAAAGGUGGUUGGAACUCUUCUAGAGAUGAUGUCCAGAGAUCUGAGAUUCCAAACCUUUCAAGGAUGUGGAUUCCUACAAAGAGGAGAUGAGGAGAUCAAGGGCUUUGGUGAAGGUGGUAGUGGGGGGAGAGCGUGGGAGGGGGGAGCCCAGGGAGAGGGUGGCAGACAGGAAGAAGCUAGACAGACAGGAGGUGUCUCUCCCCUCCCUGCCCCCAUCACUGUCCCAAAUUGCCCAUCCCUUUCUGUUCAGCUCCCCUCUGCAUCGCUGGUCAGGCACCAGAAGGGUGGACACCACGGGCCAGUGGUGUGGAUGAGAGGGAGGGAAGGGUCAUGAGUUAGCCUCCUGUGCACUUUUAAACCCCCUGUUCUCACUUCCUGCCGGUGCAAAAAUAACCCUGCCCCUCUGACUUAUCUCAGCAAAGACUGGUGCCCAGCCCGGCUCAGAGGGCAAUAGGACAGGUCCCAGAGGGUCACUGAGGACAAAAAGAGCCUGGACCCCCCAUACACACAUGGGGAGCUGCAGAACAGGGACUCGGGGGUGGGAGGAAAGUGUGUGUGUGGGGGGGGGCGUGGAGGCUGGGGUUGGAGGGGGCAGUUCCCAGGGUCUCUCUUUGCCCCUCAGUGCCUUGUGGCUGGGAUCUGCAUGUGCCCACCUGCAGCCAUCUGUGCUCCUGAAGCUGCCUGCUCACUCUUAUGUCUGGGGUCAGGUGUGUGUGUGUGAUGUGUAUGUGUGUGAAGGUGGGGGCUGUGCCUGCUGUGUGUGUUUCCUCCCCCACCAGCUGCCCGUGCCUCUGUGAACAUGCAUGUGUGUUACAGGCUGCAUUACACAUGGAUUUAUAUGUUCUAGGGAAUCUUGGUGCACACCCCUCAGUUUACUGGCACCUCCACGCGGCCUUGCAUGCGCACGUGUGUGUAGUGAUGUGCUCAUGUGACUGCAGCCGCAGGCAGGCUGAGGUUACUGAGCCUGUGUGGGCCCCCAAGUCCCCCCUUCUCCCUGGUGAAAUGAAAUCCCAGUGUCCCCGCUUUUCUGGGGCAGCCACUAUAUCUUUGCUUUACAUUCCCCCCAACCCCUGCCCCCCAAACCUGACCUCUCGCUGGAGGCGGGAGAAAGGAGAGGGCCCUUCCGCCCCUCCCCCACGUCUAGAGCCCUCCUUCCAUUUCCUGUUUGCCUCCUUUUUGGCAGUUUUUCCCAUCUUUGCCAUCUGGCCUGGCACUGUGCCCAUUCAGCUCCACUGAUGGGGAGCCCCAGGGAAGCAAGCAGAUGGGGUGGGGACCAAGGCAGGGGCCCGGCAGCUCUCAAGGCUCAGCUUGGGCCAUUUUGCGUGGUCUGUGGGAAAGGGGUGGACACACAAACCCACAGGCUUCUCAGAAAUAGAGCGAUGGCCAUCUGCUCUCCUGAAGGUGCCUAAUUCUACCUCUUAAGUAGCAACUCACCUAAUACAUGUUGAUCUCUUUAACACUGUAAUUUUGUGAACCAAAGACCUGGGAUCUUGGGAAAUAAUCAUUUGUUCACUUGUUCAGGGGCUAGUAGGUGCCUCCUGGCUAUAAGGGGCUAUUGAUUCUCCAGAGAAUGGUUAAGAAUGAUAAAAAUGUUACUGUAACUCUAGCCUAAACUGUUAUUGAAGUUUUAAUGCCAGCUGUUUGCAAACAAUCCUUUUCAAAGGGAUGUGGCCUUUCCCUGAGUUAUACAUGGGGACAGGAGUGUGAUAAGAAGUGGUUGGCUGACUGGGGUGAUCCAAGAAAUAUCACAACAGGGUUAUAGGCUGGGUAGACCUGGGGCGGGAGGGGACAGAUUUCCUGCCAGGCAGCCAAUGGCUGUCCCCAGGCACUGCUAAAUAGAGACUGCAGUGUGAGUGCAAUUGGGAAGAAAGCAGUAGAAGGUGUGGUCUCCACCCCCAAACCUAGGACCCUACCAUCUAGAUGGGGAAAUGCGGUAAAUACACAUGACACAGACUGAGACGUUCAAACCAGCCAACUAAGUGCUUCGAUAGGUCAGGGAAAAUCAUCAGGAAGGGCGCAUUUCCAUGUGUGUGAAGGGAGAUGGGUGAGUGUUACUAGUGUUUGACGUGGGAGAAAGAAGGAAAUGGGGUCUAAAACGUAUACGUCCAAUUGGACAAAUGAGGAAGUAAAAACAGUUCACCUGUGGGCACAGGUUUCAGACAGGCAGCUAUAAAAGACAGGUGCUCCGUGUGGCAGGCAGCCUCACACCCCCACGCCCACUCUUGUUGGAAGCAACUUGGACUCUGGAACCAGGAUGUCCUGAGUCCUGACUUUACUCCUCACUGUCUGAGCUCUUGAGUAAAAAUCAGGAGCAGCAGCUACCUCGAAGGGCUGCUGGAAGGAUUAGAGCUUGUGCGGUACACAACACCCUGGGGAGUCCCUUGCUGCCCCAGCAGGUUAGGGAUGGGGCGUCAUCACUUCUGUGGCUCUGGUUACUGCUGUGGCCUGGGUUCAAGCCCUGGCCCAGGAACUUCUGCAUGCCACAGGUGGCCAAAAAAAUCCUGGGAAUUAGCAGAUGCAAACUAUUAUAUACAGCAUGGGUAAACAAAAAGUUCUAUUGUACAGCACAGGGAACUCUAAUCAAUAUCCUGUGAUAAACCACAAUGGAAAAGAAUAUAUAUGUGUGUAAUAUGUAUAUUUAUAAAUAUAAAUAUAUAUAUAUAUAUAUCUGAAUCCCUUUGCUGUACAGCAGAAAUUAACACAACAUUGUAAAUCAACUAUACUUCAAUAAAAUAAAUGAAAACCAAAAACACCCUGGAGUUCUCUUGUGGCAUGGCAGGUUAAGUUUCCCACCUUGUCACUGGCGUGGCUCAGGUCACUGCUGUGGGGCGAGGAAUCAAUCCCUGCCCAGGGAAUGUCCACAUGCCACAGGUGUGGCAAAAAAAAAAAAAAAAAAAAAAAAAAAAAAAAAACGCCCUGGGAGAUGGUGAGCGAUCAGUAAGUGGCAGCUAUUAUUUGUGAUUCAACAUUUAUUUAGGGAGUUGCUGGGGCAACAAAGAUGAGUAAGUAACAGUCCACAGGCUCACCGUCAAAUGGGAGGGGCAGGCCAAGAACAGCUAAUUACAACACUGGUGGGAAGAGCUGGGAGCGACCUGCAGCCAAAGUGCUGGGAAAGCACCAGUGAGGGGACCCCACCUGCCUGGUAGGAAGGGAGAGGGUCAGAAAAGGCAUCACAGAGACCUGAGAAGUGACUGAGUUUGCCAGUUGGAGAAUGGGAGGAAGGGGAUUCCAUGUUGAAGAAAUAGCACGUGCAAAGACAGAGUCCUGAAAACAUGAGGUCUCCACUGUCCAUGAAGCUGUGACCAAAGGCAUCCCAUCGCCCCAACUCAUCUGCCCUGCAGCCAUAGCCCACACUCCCAUGCCUUGCCUCCCCUUCUUUUGGGACUGUCUGUGCCACUUCCAGGCUCCUACCCUGGAGUCUGGAGAUGAAUGUGAUGCCAGGACUCCAGUGCGCCGGAUGAUACCCCCAGCCUAGCUCCUCCCUGCACAUUGGCACGAUGCUAGCCAACUUCACCAACCCUUUGACCAGUGGCCCUGUUUUCAAGUGUCCAGACCACCAGUCCACCCACCGCCUGCACUUGGUGGUCUACAGUCUGGUGCUGGCCACAGGGCUCCCCCUCAACGCGCUGGCCCUCUGGGUCUUCCUGCGAGAACUGCGCGUGCACUCCGUAGUGAGCGUGUACAUGUGCAACCUGGCGGCCAGCGACCUGCUCUUCACCCUCUCUCUGCCCUUGCGCCUCUCCUACUACGCGCGGCACUACUGGCCCUUCUCAGACCUCCUGUGCCAGCUGGCGAGCGCCGUCUUCCAGAUGAACAUGUACGGCAGCUGUAUCUUCCUGACCCUCAUCAACGUGGACCGUUACGCGGCCAUCGUGCACCCGCUGCGGCUGCGCCACCUGCGGCGGCCCCGCGUGGCGCGGCUGCUCUGCCUGGGCGUGUGGGCGCUCAUCCUGGUGUUCGCGGUGCCCACCGUGCUGGCGCACCGGCCCUCGUCCUGCAUCCGCAACGACAGCCACGAGGUGCAUCUGUGUUUCGAGAACUUCAGCGACGAGCUGUGGAAGGGCAGGCUGCUGCCACUCUUGCUGCUGGCGGAGGCGCUCGGCUUCCUGCUGCCCCUGGCGGCUGUCGUCUACUCGUCCGGCUGCGUCUUCUGGACCCUGGCGCGGCCCGACGCCACGCGGAGCCAUCGGCGGCGGAAGACGGUGCGUCUCCUGCUGGCCAGCUUGGUCAUCUUCCUGCUGUGCUUCGUGCCCUACAACGCCACGCUGGCCGUGUACGGGCUGCUGCGCGGCAACGUGGUGCCGGCCAGCACCUCGGCGCGCGAGCAGGUGCGCGAGGUGCUGAUGGUCAUGGUGCUGCUGGCCGGCGCCAACUGCGUGCUCGAUCCGUUGGUGUACUACUUCAGCGCCGAGGGUUUCCGCAACACCCUGCGCGGCCUGAGCACACCUCUCCGGACCAGGACUUCGGCCACCACGCCCCCGGAACAGCCCGCCGAGCCCGCCCACGCCAUCGGGACCGGGACUGCUGCCAGCCAGGGGCUGCUCGGGCCCUCCAAACUCGGCUCGUCCUUCACCCAGUGCCCGGAGGAUUCAUGCCUCUGAACUUCGUGCCAGAGCUCAGUCCCCCCACCUCCCCCCACCCCGCCCCUUUCACAUUCGCAGCGGUGCAGGCUGUACGCGGCGGGGCUGCAGGUCGAGCGUUUGGACUUCUGGGUGUCAGCUCCCACUCACAAAUGCAGAAUAGAACAAAGUGUGGGGGCCAGGGGCACGGGGAAGGGAGAGCGCUGCUGGAAAUGGUUUUAAUUGGAUGGGUGAUGAGAGCGCGGAGGGACCCCUUCCCCACUGCGUGAAAAGCGCUGCUGCGAUCCUGUCCUUGCAGAGGCGGGGGGGGGGGGGGUGGUGGUGGAUGCUGUGCCUUUGGCGGAGUAUGGAACACGGCCAAGCUGGUAGCUGGUAGCUGGAGUAGAAGAUGAAUGUCCUACCUUUAGACCCACCUUAACAGUCUUAGGGCCGUGGACACCACCCACUCUUCUUUCCAAGCUGGGCUCCCCCCCCACCCCGUCACGCCCAGCAUUGAGGCAUAAUACAAGGUGGAUUGGAUGUUGGAGUUCUCUUGUGGCUCAGCAGAUUAAGGAUCCAGCCUGUGCCUUGGAUCCAGUGCUCUGGCUUGGCUCACUGCUGUGCCGCAGGUUCAAUCCCUGGCCGGAAACUUCCGUAUACUGCGGGAAUGGCUGGAAUGCGGUGGAGUAAAAAGAAAAAAAAAAAGAGCAUUGGAAGCUGUUUGAAA
Sus scrofa (pig) is the source of this 6169-nucleotide messenger RNA. Lineage: Eukaryota; Metazoa; Chordata; Mammalia; Artiodactyla; Suidae. The record is from RefSeq and is a predicted model, not a curated record.